Messenger RNA from Syngnathus acus (greater pipefish), 2334 nucleotides. RefSeq names its product fibrinogen C domain containing 1. The record is from RefSeq and is a predicted model, not a curated record. Lineage: Eukaryota; Metazoa; Chordata; Actinopteri; Syngnathiformes; Syngnathidae. The coding region runs from base 432 to 1883 and encodes 483 amino acids. The transcript is spliced from 8 exons.
AGGGGUGGGCGGGCGGGAGGUAGUUGAUUGACAGGCGGGCGGAGCGCACUAGCGCAAGCGAGGAGCGCGCAGUUCGCUUGCUCUCUUUUGCUCGGAACCAGAGCCUGCGUGGAUGUUGCAGAGAGGAAGGAGCGUCCGCGGACUUUGGCUGAGAAACCACGCAACUGGAACCUAAGAUUGAUUUUUGUCAUGGAGUAAAAGACUUUUUCUGAGUGGGAAUUGUGUUCGUUUUUUUUCUUUUUUGGGGGCAGAACAUUCCCUGCGGAAUAAUCCGAAGCAGCAGUACACCAUUUGCAUCAGAAGCCGACUACGAAGUUCCACGCAAAUGGAGUAAAGGCUGCUCGCGGGACUUGCUCGGCUUGGAUGUGUUGGCGUCGGUGGAUGUAAUGCGCACAUUCUCCGCGGGACGCUGACCGGCCGAUGGGGGAAACAUGGACACCUCUUCAGAACUCGAAGACGGGACUCGCCACAAGAACCAGACGUUCUGCGAGUGCGUGCCCGGCUCCUCGCAGCUCAAACAUCGCUGGUCCGACGCGGAAAGCGCCCGGGAGACGCCGGCCAAGCGGAUGAGCUGCAGCUACCUGCUGUGCACCAUCCUGCUCUUCGUGGCCGUCCUGCUGGCCGUGACGGUGACGGGCACCAUCCUCUUCAUGAACCACAACCAAGCGCCGCCCAUGUCGGACGGCCUGCCGCACAUCUCCACCAACCAGGACGAAGCCAACGCUCUGGUGACGGUGGAGCGCGGCGACGGCUCCCGCGUCAACAUCUUCAUCGACCCCAACUGCCCCGACUACAGCGGCAACUUCCUGCGGCUGGAGGGCGUGCAGACCUCGCUCUUGCACUCGCUCACCGACCACGACUCGGACCUCAAGUCGGUCAAGGGCCAAGACCGCGCGCUGCUCGUCAGCCUGGCCGAGGAGGUGGCCAAGCUGUCGGCGCACGCCGGGCAGCUCAAGAUGGACUACGAGGCGCUGCGCCGGGGGCAGGGAGGCCUGGGCCAGGACCUCAACACGCUGCAGUCGGAGCAAGCGCGCCUCAUACAGCUGCUGUCAGACAGCCAGGUGAACAUGGUGAAGGUGGUCAACUCUGUAAGCGACGCGCUCAACGCCAUGCAGAAGGAAAACGUAGGGCUGAAAGCACGCACCAAAGCCGACCUGCAGAGGGCGCCGGCGAGGGGCACCCGCUUCAAAGGCUGCGCUAACGGCUCGCGUCCUCGCGAUUGCAGCGACCUGUACGCUAGCGGCCAGCGCGAGGACGGCAUCUAUUCCAUAUUCCCUAUUCACCAUCCCAGCGGCUUUCAGGUCUACUGCGACAUGACCACCGACGGAGGCGGCUGGACGGUGAUCCAGCGCAGGGAAGACGGCUCGGUCAGCUUCUUCCGAGCCUGGGAGUCCUACCGGGAGGGAUUUGGCAAAAUCACCGGGGAACACUGGCUCGGGCUGAAGCAGAUCCACGCUCUGUCCAUCCAAAGCAACUACGAGCUGCGCAUCGACCUGGAGGACUUUGAGAACGGCACGGCGUACGCUCAGUACGGCACCUUUGGCGUGGGCCUCUUCUCGGUGGACCCGGACGACGACGGCUACCCGCUGACGGUGGGGGACUACUCUGGAAAUGCAGGCGACUCGCUCCUGAAGCACAACGGCAUGAAGUUCACCACCAAGGACCGCGACAACGACCACUCUGAGAACAACUGCGCCUCCUUCUACCACGGCGCCUGGUGGUACCGCAACUGCCACACGUCCAACCUGAACGGCCAGUACUUGCGCGGCCAGCACACGUCCUACGCCGACGGCAUCGAGUGGUCGGCCUGGACCGGCUGGCAGUACUCGCUCAAGUUCUCCGAGAUGAAGAUACGGCCCACCCGCGACCUGGACGGCAAAUGAGGGAGAACUCCCUCGUCCUGUGCCCGGUCCAUUUUGUUUUUUUGGUGUCUCCGCCCCUUUUAGUCUUUUUCUGGGGGGAAAAAAGAGAAAUCGGAUUUUAUUUUUCGUGGAACCAGCAAGGACCAAGCGGGAAGUAGAGGAGGAGACAAUGGAGGACAUCUUUCCUCCAACCCACGCCACGUUACCUGAUGUUGUGUGCGUGCUCAUGUUGAUGUGCACGCUAGAACAUAAAAAAAAAAUCAAUUCAGUCCACUUCUCUUCUACCGACCUAAAUGUUUUCUUUCUUUUGUCCUUUACGUUUAUGCAAAUGAGACGAAAAGCACCGUAUAAAUAUAUAUAAAUAAUCUCUAUAUCUAUACAUACAAAAAAGAAUAAUGUUGCGGAGAAAGAGUGCAAUUCAAAUUUGUACGUCAUCUUAUUUUCAUUGAAUUUCCACAAAGAAGCGCGGUGG